CGGCUUCGGGUCCGCAAUAUCAGUCUGUCCGCUGCGCAUAGUCGAAACGGAAGGAAAAUCGCUUUAAUUCCCUGUGAUCUGUGUUUGCGUGUUGAACUCGAGUUUUCAGUUCGUUGUUAUCUGUUCAAUUUCACUUGGAUGUGCAAUUGCCGACGCUAAAAAUACAUACGUACCGCGUGCAAGAAACAGAGAGUAUCGUCCGACGCUCAAUUAAAUUACAAAAAAUUAUUUAAACAUUUAUAAACGCCACGUUCUCGCGUUCUAACAAACUCUCCGCCAAUAAAAAAUACACUCAAGCAGCACACAUUACAUAUACUCGACCACGCUGUAUAAUUAGUUACUUGCCGCUGAUAUUUCCAACACGCCGCAUAGCAACAAUAACCAUAUCAAACAUUUCGAUGAUCUGAAGUGACAAGUUUUUGCAUCGAAAUAAAAGUGUGUUUGGUUCCCAAUCGCCGCCAAUCAAACCAAUCGCAUAGAGAGUGUAAUCCGGAAAAAGUUAUACACACCCAACCCUGCGCCUUUUCAAUGUAGCCCUUCAUGGAUAAUUAACACGAGAGCGUUGUGUGACUAUAUAGCAAAAUCGUGUUAAAAUCGUGUUCGCAGUGGCUGAAUUUAGCAGCGAUCCAACGAAUAGUGUCAUCUUGAAACUAAAACCCCCCUGCGAAUUUCUCUUAUUUGUCGGCGCGGAAUUCGCCUGAGUCACGAGCCAUUUCAAUUUUCCGUUCUUCAAAUGGGUUGACUUGUGAUAUUGCUGCUUCCUGGACCCGGGAAACAAAAGGGAUACAAAUUGAACCUCAAAAGACAUAGCCAAGCUCCAAUAAACGCAUCGCCAAACCACCGCAGCCAUUUAAAGUCAAUAGUUAGCACGAAUAUAACCACCUGGAAACCGUUGGAAUCUCUGCUUGAAAGCAGCGCACCACCCAUGAACCAAUCGGCCAAGGCGCUCAACAGCGUGGCCACCGAGAUCAGCACCUCCUGCUCCUCAAGCACCCUCACCAUCCAUCCACAGAACCACCUGCACACUGGCCACCUGAUUGCCCACCGUCUUGGACACUCCUACGCCGCUCGUGCCGAUCACAAUUAUCUGGGAUAA
This is a messenger RNA of Drosophila simulans, 1096 nucleotides long. RefSeq lists its product as uncharacterized. The transcript has 3 exons. Bases 926 to 1096 code for a protein of 56 amino acids. The record is from RefSeq and is a predicted model, not a curated record. NCBI's taxonomy places the organism in Eukaryota, Metazoa, Arthropoda, Insecta, Diptera, Drosophilidae.